AACGCUUCCACAGAAAAAAGAGGUCCUUAAAUGGCGACUCGUGUUGAGGCGGCUCAAGACACCUGUCGCCUCCACCACAACCCUAGCCGGCGAAGAAGAAGGAAACGACACACCAACACCACCUUCUUUCUCUCUCUCUCUCUUACUUUCUCUCUCUACCCCCUCUCUCUCAUCCCAAAUUUUAUCCCAAAAAGAAAAAAAAAAAAAGGUAAGACGGUUUGGGUCAGCUGUUGCUAGAACUACUUCAAUUGCCUGGGUAUAUAAGAUAUAAUAAUUUGGGAUUUUGGUCCAGCUGUUGCCAUUUUUUGCAUUCUUGAGACAUGGGAUCUUAUAUAAACUUCAAGAAUUUCAAUAGCACACCACAGCCAGAAAGCAGUGGCGGGAAACCAGUGGGGAAUUUUCCGCUGGCCAGACAGUCCUCCAUAUACUCCUUGACCUUUGAUGAGCUCCAAAAUAGCAUGGGUGGGGUUGGAAAGGACUUUGGAUCGAUGAACAUGGACGAGCUUUUAAAGAACAUUUGGACAGCUGAAGAGAUGCAAGCGAUGGCCUCCUUCCCUAAUGGAACAGAAGGGAGUACUCCUGGUGGGAAUCUGCAGAAACAGGGUUCACUUUCAUUGCCAAGGACUCUUAGCCAGAAAACUGUUGAUGAAGUCUGGAGAGACUUGCUUAAAGAAAGUGGCAGCGCAAAAGAUGGGGGUGGUAGUGGGGGAUCAAAUUUGCCGCAGAGGCAACAGACGUUGGGAGAGAUGACACUGGAGGAGUUCCUGGUGAGAGCAGGGAUAGUAAGAGAAGAUACUCAACCAAUUGCAAGGCAGACUAAUGGUGGAUUUUAUGGUGAAAUAUCACGACCAGGUAACAGCAACACUGGUUUGACUCUUGGGUUUCAGCAGCCAACUCGGAACAAUGGAGUCUUGGCUAACCAUACCACGGAGAAUAAUAAUUUAGUUCCUAAUCAGUCCUCUAGUUUAGGACUGAAUGUAGGUGGAGCCAGAUCUUGUCAACUACAGCAACAACAGCAACAACUACAGCAACAACAGCAGCAGCAGCUCUUUCCCAAGCAAGCAACUUUGGCUUUUGCCUCUCCUAUGCAUUUGGUGAACAAUGGUCAGCUGGCUAGCCCAGGAACAAGGGGUGCAGUUGUUGGGAUGGCUGAUCCUCCUAUGAACAAUGCUUUGGUUCAAAGUGCUGUCAUACAGAGUGGAGCAGUGAGCAUGGCUGGUUUAGGUUCUGCGAAUGCUAUAGUUGCUGCAGGAUCUCCUGUGAAUCAGUUGCCUACGGAUGUCAAUUCAAAGAGUAACAUAAAUACAUCUUCGCUAUCACCAGUUUCUUAUAUGUUUAGUGAAGGUACACGGGGAAGGAAGGGCAACGGAGGUCUGGAGAAAGUGGUGGAGAGAAGGCAUAGGAGAAUGAUUAAAAACAGAGAGUCUGCUGCAAGGUCACGGGCUCGGAAGCAGGCAUAUACCUUAGAAUUGGAAGCAGAAGUAGCAAAACUGAAGGAAAUUAACCAAGAUUUGCAGAAAAAGCAGGCAGAAAUAAUGGAGAUGCAGAAAAAUCAGAUUUCCGAAGCGCAGAAAAUGCCAUGGGGUAGUAAAAGACUCUGCUUGAGGAGGACAUUGACAGGCCCUUGGUAGAGCUGAUGCUUGAAUACACAAACUUGUCCCCAGGUCAAAUAAAAGAAGUGGACAGUUUGAUCUGAUUCAUAUCUUGUUCUACAAAGGGUAAUUGUCUGUAUGUAUAGAAACAAAGAGUGGUAUGUAAAAUAUGGGACUGAGAUUAGAUUAAUCUUGUAGAUUGAAGCUGGUGUGAUGUCUGUUUGCUUCUCUUUUGACUACCAAAACAACUAGGAUAGUUCUGAAAGGAAGUGUGGUCUCACUUUUACCAUCUACUUCCAGGACUAGUUAACCAUCAUAAAUAUCUGAGUUUUUUUUUUUUUUUUGUCAUUGGGAUCUUUUGUUCAGUUCAUCUCUGAAGUUCAUAUGGUUACAAGACAAAAACAUAAACUGAUAAUGGCAUAUCUGAGGAGUCUGACUGAGGAACAAGAAGUUUUUUGAAGCAGCAAACCUUUGGGGACUGGUUUGGGGAGUUUCCUAUUGGGUUCAAGGAAGAUGUAAAAUAUGUGUUUAUUAUAAAACUUGAGUUUGUAUUUUUAUGUUGUGUUCUAUAUUGUGAUGCAUUUUCUUGAAUUGAAUAUAUAUAUUUUUAGUUGGUACUAAA
Cornus florida is the source of this 2214-nucleotide messenger RNA. Its product is annotated as ABSCISIC ACID-INSENSITIVE 5-like protein 7. Gene Ontology annotation, biological process: positive regulation of DNA-templated transcription. Bases 321 to 1631 code for a protein of 436 amino acids. Gene Ontology annotation, cellular component: nucleus. NCBI's taxonomy places the organism in Eukaryota, Viridiplantae, Streptophyta, Magnoliopsida, Cornales, Cornaceae. Gene Ontology annotation, molecular function: DNA-binding transcription factor activity. The record is from RefSeq and is a predicted model, not a curated record. The transcript is spliced from 5 exons.